AAAUAAAUUAGUAAGCAAUUUAGUUAAUUAGUUAUCCUUUUCUGCUCACGUUUGAUGACUUCAACAAGAUGAUUUAAUCGCACUUUACUAUGGAGAUUAUAAUGACCUACCUAUUCGGUAGUAAUGACUGAAACAACACGGAAAAUUGUGGUUGUUGGAGAUGGCAUGGUUGGAAAAACUGCCUUACUAUCAGCAUUUGUAAAUGGUGCAUUUCAAGAUUAUUAUAUUCCGACUGUAUUUGAAACAUCAGCUAAAGAAGUUGAACUACCAGAUGGUCGUCAUGUAACUUUAGGCUUAUGGGAUACUGGUGGUCAGGAGGAGUUUGAUCAAAUUCGUCAACUAGCCUAUCCUGGUGCCAGUUUAAUUCUAUUAUGUUAUGCAGUAGACUGUCCAACUAGUCUCGAGAAUAUUGUACAUACAUGGCUUGAUGAAGUAAAGUGUUACUGUCCGCAUAUACCACUUAUUUUAGUCGGAUGUAAAGCUGAUAAACGUGUAGUUCCUAAAGCAGGGAAGUUGAAUAACUCUACAUCGAAUGCAACACAAAAUACACUUAUUGAUCCAAAUGAUGCAGUCAAAGUGUGUAAACAAAUCGGUGCACAGAUUGUUAUCGAAUGUUCUGCAUUGACAAGAUCUAAUGUGAAUUCCAUAUUUGAACUAGCUGCUCGUAUUAUACUGGAUACAGAUAAAGAAAGUAUGCGAUCAUCGAAAUUUUGUAGUAUCCUACCUAUUCACAGGAAAAAGUCGAUUUCAUCUAAUGGUGCAGUAGCUGGCAAGUCAAUUGUUACACGUCGAAGCUCAGAAUUGAAACGACGAAUAUCUAGUUCAAAUUAUUUUUGUUUCUUAAGAAGGCGAUGAGGUAUUCAGCCUUCAGAUGACUUUGUUGUAUUUAAAAGAAUUAUACAAAGCAUAGUUAAAUGAUGUCUUUCGUUUAAUUAUAUAUAUAUAUAUAUAUAUAUAUAUAUAUAUACAUAUUAUCUGAAGUCAGAACAAUGUUACUCUAUCUGAGGAGAAACAGAUGUCUUUCACUAGCCAACACGCGGAAACUAAUGUGCAUAUCAGGAGAAUAGACCUACUCAAGGAAUAUUCAUAUAUUUGUCCUAUAUGAAUGAAUCCAGUCAGUGUUUCAAGGUAACCUUGUACAAGUUUAAGAUUGAUAAAACAAAUAACAAAAUAUAUCAGGAAUCUAUUCAUUCUUUCUGAUAAAAGAUUAUGUACAGUUAAUUGUUGUUAUUUGACAUCAAUAAAUAUCACCUUAUGGUAAGUGUUUUAUAUUGAUGAAUGCUUGUAUUAUUACACGUAAACGGUAACAUAAUAAAUGUACUCAUACGUAAUAUUAAACCUGUACCAGUGAAGUCUGUUUGAAUUUGUAAUAAUGUAUAAUUUUGAACAAUGUGUUAUUAUUACUUCUAUUAUUAUUAUUAUUAUCAUUCACUAAUGAAUAUUCUUGUUACUGUCAUUGUCAUUGAUUCACUUGUCUUAUUACGGCUUUACUCACCGGUCUGAUGAUCUUCUGUGUUAUUAGUUUUGUUAUGAAAUUUAAAUGAACUAUUAUAUAUAUAUAUAUAUAUA
This is a messenger RNA of Trichobilharzia regenti, 1569 nucleotides long. The record is from the annotation of a GenBank genome assembly. Lineage: Eukaryota; Metazoa; Platyhelminthes; Trematoda; Strigeidida; Schistosomatidae.